AUGGGGAGAGGCAAAGUGGUGAUGGAGAGGAUAGAGAACAAGAUAACGCGUCAAGUAACGUUUUCAAAACGCAGGAAUGGGCUGUUCAAGAAGGCUACGGAGCUGUCGGUGCUGUGCGAGGCCGAGGUCGCUCUCAUCGUCUUCUCCAGCCGCGGGAAGCUUCACCACUUCUCCAGCACUGACAUCAUCAAAACUCUUGAGCGAUAUCGGCAAUGUUGUUACGCAUCACAGGAUUGCAAUGACAAUGGGCAUGAAACACAGCAACUUAUAAUGUACCAACAGAUCUUAAAACUACGAGCCAAAUAUGAAUCACUUCAGCGCUCACAAAGGCACUUUCUUGGAGAUGAUAUUGAACUACUAAGUGUCAAAGAAUUACAGAAUCUUGAGAAACAACUUGACAAAACUCUAUUACAAGCUAGGCAACAUAAGAUUAGGUCAAACCUGGUCAAUGUGCUGACGUGUCACUGUGGGGUCCACCCCGCUAAUGUGGCAGUGCUGAUGUUGUCGGGUCUGGAGCGGUUGUCCGGGUCGGAUACAGAUCCGGGUCUGGAGUGGGUCGCCGGGUCGAAUCGAGGGUUUUCAGGUCGAGUUGAGGCCUUUUGGGCGAGGAAGACGCGUGGGGCGGGUAGGCAGCAGGUCACCGGCGCGUGA
Malania oleifera is the source of this 651-nucleotide messenger RNA. Its product is annotated as MADS-box transcription factor 6-like. NCBI's taxonomy places the organism in Eukaryota, Viridiplantae, Streptophyta, Magnoliopsida, Santalales, Ximeniaceae. Gene Ontology annotation, biological process: positive regulation of transcription by RNA polymerase II. Gene Ontology annotation, cellular component: nucleus. The coding region runs from base 1 to 651 and encodes 216 amino acids. Gene Ontology annotation, molecular function: RNA polymerase II cis-regulatory region sequence-specific DNA binding; DNA-binding transcription factor activity, RNA polymerase II-specific; protein dimerization activity. The transcript is spliced from 6 exons. The record is from RefSeq and is a predicted model, not a curated record.